AUGUACGAAGGUGACUCCUCGAUCGCUCGCCAGGAUGCCUACCUCAACAACGGUGAUGCACACUCUCUAAUCGUCUCGCGUGUCGCCGCCGCCUACAAGUCCACUGCCGAGGCUACCGGUGACUCCAGCAGGGGACCAGACCGAUACACUAUCGACAGUCUUGCCCAGGACUUUGUCACCAAGGCCGAUUACUCGGAGAAGAACAACGCGUACUACUUCGCCCCGCCAUUCUCCACCACCCUAGUGACCCCUGCCGCAUACAACUUCAUUCUCAACUGCAUGAGCAACCACACCGCCGAGGAGCCUAACGGCUAUCUCAACGGUGAGAUGUUCAAGCAAUUCUUCGGCGUCGAGGGAGACAGCCCCGAUAACUUCAAGUGGCUCCCUGGUCAGGGGCGCAUCCCCGAGAACUGGUACCGCCGCACAUCAACCAACCAUUACAACGCCGCCAAAGUCUUCACCGACGUGAUCCCAACGUUCCUCGCCUACCCCGACGCAUUCCGUCUCGGCGGCAACACCAACGGCGUCAACACAUACGCAGGCGUUUCCCUCACCGAUUUCACCGGCGGCGCAUACAACCUCAGCAACCUCCUCAGCUUCGAGAACAACAAGCCAGAUGGAAGCUACGCGGCCUGCUUCUUCGCCUCGGCUGUUCAGCAGGGAAUUCCAGGUUUCGCGAACUUGCCACUGGCGCAGUUGUCGCCGAUUACGGAUUUGCUUAAUAACUUCAUUAAGCCGAUUAUUCCGGAGGGCUUUGAUUGUCCGGAGGCUGAUAAGUUUGAUCAGACUUUGUUCAACCAGUUCCCAGGCCACAAGUACCGCCCAACCGGCCCGGCGACCAACUACUAG
Fulvia fulva is the source of this 849-nucleotide messenger RNA. RefSeq names its product Dothistromin biosynthesis peroxidase dotB. Gene Ontology annotation, molecular function: peroxidase activity. Lineage: Eukaryota; Fungi; Ascomycota; Dothideomycetes; Mycosphaerellales; Mycosphaerellaceae. The transcript has 2 exons. The coding region runs from base 1 to 849 and encodes 282 amino acids. The record is from RefSeq and is a predicted model, not a curated record.